Messenger RNA from Aspergillus alliaceus, 1041 nucleotides. RefSeq lists its product as uncharacterized. The record is from RefSeq and is a predicted model, not a curated record. The transcript is spliced from 2 exons. Lineage: Eukaryota; Fungi; Ascomycota; Eurotiomycetes; Eurotiales; Aspergillaceae. Bases 478 to 738 code for a protein of 86 amino acids.
GGGAGACAAGCUGAAGCCGAUGAAAAGAUUCGGGAUUGACUUCCUUCCUCCUUUUCUUUUAUUUUCUUAUCUAUCUUUUCUUGGGAGGAUGAUAUCGAGAUCCUGAUUGGCCCUCCCCGUUCCCUAUCUCUUGUGUUGGUACAGGUCCAUCUUUAUGGUAAGACCAACUAAGUACUACCAACUACUACUACGUACAUACGAUAGCCCUGUCAAGUGUCCUUCAUUUCUGGAUAUCGUCUCAAUAUCCACACACGAUCAUCGCCCCAUGGAAUACUCCGCAAUCGGUGUCAAAGAGAUUACAGAGACAUGUUAGCAAAACAACGAAAAAUUAAUCGUUAAUCAUUUUACCUAUCGGAAAGCUUCUUAUCCACCCUGCAAACAAAUAGUCAGAUGAGCCUUGGCUCGUAAUCCUCCACUCUCUUUUCUUCUUGGCUUUGAUAUCGAAUGAUACCAAUCAGUGAGCUUUGGUAAUCCAGAAUGCGUCCAAUAGUGGACCUGGGGCUGUUAGCUAUUAUGACUGGUGUCGCGUACAUAUUUAUGACUCCUGCAUCCUGUGCCCCUGUCGGUCAUAUUUUCAUUCCUAUCGCCUCUACGCCACCUAUUCUUAUUUUUCUCUUUCGACACCUACCUAAUCUCAGGAAUCGAUCCUACCGGUUGCCUACCGUCGAAGGUUGCUUCGAGAAACACCCUAGCUCAGCCUACCUCAGCUCAGAGGACAUCUGCUGUGCUCAGCGAUAGCCACGGUGUGACCCACCUGAACUUCUCAGUAUCUGACUACUUUGGCGGGAUUCUAUCAGCGGGGGGCGAUUCAUAAUGGCAGAAUACCCCGUGGCCUACAAUGGUUCGGAAACCGGGAACGGGGGUGACUCCUUGACGGAGGAUCUUAACAUCUACUAUAGUUCUGGUGAUAUCGCAUGGGUUAUUGUCUCGACCGCUCUCGUCUUGUUGAUGAUUCCUGGAGUCGGGUAUGACAACUCAGUCCAACCCUAACAAGUUCCUUGCUUUGCUGACCGUGCAAGUUUCUUCUAUUCUGGUCUCGCG